Messenger RNA from Entamoeba nuttalli P19, 507 nucleotides. RefSeq lists its product as hypothetical. The transcript has a single exon. NCBI's taxonomy places the organism in Eukaryota, Evosea, Mastigamoebida, Endamoebidae. Bases 1 to 507 code for a protein of 168 amino acids. The record is from RefSeq and is a predicted model, not a curated record.
AUGAGUCGAUGGAUCGGUUCAAAGAAAUAUGAAGUCGUUUAUGAUUCUGAGCAACACGAAUUUACUUCAAGAUCAUUUUGGAGUCAUUUGAAAGGAAGACAAAAUAUUAUAAUCUUUAUUAUAACAGAACACAAUUACAUUUUUGGGACAUUUCAUUCUAAAUUACCUCCUUCACAAGAAGUAUGGGUUGAAGAUGAUGAUUCUCAUUUCCUAUUUACAUUAAAAAAUCCUUUUAAUACUUCACCUAGAAGAUUUGCUCUUCAAAAAGGAUGGAAGAAAACAUUAUAUAUUUAUGGAGAUGAUCAAAAUAAUGAUAUCUUUAGUGUAUUUAAUGGAUUUUGGAUUUCUAAUAAUAAUGAAUGUUUUAUAAGGACAUUGUUUAAUAAUGGUUAUACUCAUCCUUCAUUAAUUGAUAACACUAUUUUUGUUGGGUCAGAAUGGCCUACAACUUUUUCACUUUCUCGGUUAUUAUGCGUUCAAUUUUUUCAAGAAGAAGAUGGUAUUUAG